CCGUGCCACACUGGGAUCCGCCUGGCAGCCGCCGGGAGCCGCAGCCAAUGUGUUAGGACUUCAGGUGCUUCUUGGCACAAAGCUAGACUGCGACCUCCUACCGUAGCGCUUGGCGUCACCUGCUCUCCCGGCCCUGCCCCGGGGCCGAGGGAUUGCGUCCCGAACCAGGCUUGGGAAUCGGCUGCCUCUCAAAUGAACCUCUAGUCUUGCUUUGAAAAGCCAUUUUGUGUAACUCUUGACUGAAUAAUUUCCUAAUACACCUGUUGGGAGGAUCACUGACACAGUAUGACAUUUGAGAGGUACUUUUUCUUGACCAGAUACUGGUGAUUAGAGAAGAGAGGUUUUUUUUUUUUUUUUUUCCUCCUGAUCAUUAUGAACAUUGGCUUUUUACUCCUGAAGUAAAAAUGUUGAAAGCUGAGUCUUCAGGUGAACGAACCACUCUCAGAAGUGCCUCUCCUCACAGGAAUGCGUAUAGAACUGAGUUCCAGGCACUGAAAAGUACCUUUGACAAACCCAAGUCAGAUGGAGAACAAAAAACAAAAGAAGGUGAGGGCUCCCAGCAGAGCAGGGGGAGGAAAUAUGGCUCCAAUGUCAACAGAAUUAAAAACCUAUUUAUGCAGAUGGGUAUGGAACCCAAUGAGAAUGCUGCAGUCAUUGCCAAAACAAGGGGGAAAGGUGGACCUUCAUCUCCUCAGAGAAGAAUGAAGCCCAAAGAAUUUCUGGAGAAAACAGAUGGCUCGGUUGUUAAGUUGGAGUCCUCUGUUUCAGAACGAAUUAGUAGAUUUGACACAAUGUGUGAUGGCCCUUCAUAUUCUAAGUUCACAGAAACUCGGAAGUUGUUUGAGAGAAGUGUGCAUGACUCAGGACAAAACAACCGAUAUUCCCCAAAGAAAGAGAAAGCUGGGGGGAGUGAACCUCAGGAUGAAUGGGGUGGUUUGAAGUCCAACAGAGGCAGUACUGAUUCCUUGGACAGCCUUAGCUCCCGGACAGAGGCUGUCUCCCCAACCGUGAGUCAACUGAGUGCAGUAUUUGAGAACACCGAUUCCUCCAGUGCCAUCACUUCCGAGAAGGCUGAAAACAAUGAGUACUCGGUGACUGGGCAUUACCCCCUGAAUUUACCAUCUGUUACUGUUACAAAUCUUGACACCUUUGGUCACCUUAAGGAUUCUAAUUCUUGGUCUCCUCCAAGCAAAUAUGGUGAUGAUGCAGAGGAUGCUCAGAAGAGUAAUAUAACUCCAGUACCAGAAGUGGCUUCAAAAAGUACCUCUCUAGCUUCGAUGCCUAGUGAAGAGACACAGCAGAGCAAGGAAGCUGAGCACUCCACCUCUAACCAAGAGACUACUGACAGAAUUGACAGAGACAUUGCCGAAGAGCCUUGUGCUGAGGAUAAGGCAAUGCCAGAGUCUAAAAUCCCUUCACCACAAAAUGAACCUUUAGUAGACGCUGAAGCUAAUUUGAGUGGGAGUGAGGCAGCAAGGCAACAGAAGAAACAACUAGCAGGUGGUGAUUUUACCUCUCCUGAUGCUUCUGGAUCCAGUUGUGGAAAAGAAGGACCCGAAGAUUCCAAUAAUUUUGAGAGUUCCCACGUUUACAUGCACAGUGACUAUAGUGUGUAUAGGGUCAGAUCCAGGUAUCAUUCAGACUGGGGAGAGACGGGCACUGAGCAGGAUGAGCAGGAAGAUAGUGAUGAACACAGCUACUAUCAACCUGAUAUGGAAUACUCAGAAAUCACUGGAUUGCCAGAAGAAGAAGACAUCCCAGCAAAGAGGAAAAUUAAGUUUAGUAGUGCUCCAAUUAAGGUUUUCAGCACAUACUCCAAUGAAGACUAUGACAGGAGAAAUGAUGAAGUUGACCCUGUGGCUGCUUCAGCCGAGUAUGAACUUGAAAAGCGUGUAGAAAAGCUGGAACUUUUCCCAGUGGAACUAGAGAAAGAUGAGGAUGGACUUGGUAUAAGUAUUAUUGGAAUGGGUGUUGGAGCAGAUGCUGGACUUGAAAAGCUGGGAAUAUUUGUCAAGACAGUAACAGAAGGUGGUGCUGCUCAACGGGAUGGCAGAAUACAAGUCAAUGACCAGAUUGUGGAAGUGGAUGGAAUCAGCUUGGUGGGUGUCACACAGAAUUUUGCUGCAACAGUUCUCAGAAACACCAAGGGCAAUGUCAGAUUUAUUAUUGGGCGAGAAAAACCCGGGCAAGUGAGUGAGGUAGCCCAGUUGAUAAGCCAGACGCUGGAACAAGAAAGGCGCCAGAGAGAGCUGCUUGAGCAGCACUAUGCGCAGUAUGAUGCUGAUGAUGAUGAGAACACUGUGGCUGAAUUGCAAGGAGUGCCUGGCAACUGCAAUAACAAUAACAACUAUUUCCUUAAGACAGGAGAAUAUGCCACAGAUGAAGAGGAGGAUGAGGUGGGACCUGUUCUUCCUGGCAGUGACAUGGCCAUUGAAGUCUUUGAGCUGCCUGAGAAUGAGGACAUGUUUUCCCCUUCAGACCUGGACACAAGCAAGCUCAGUCACAAGUUCAAAGAGUUGCAAAUCAAACAUGCAGUUACAGAAGCAGAGAUUCAAAAAUUGAAGACCAAGCUGCAAGCAGCAGAAAAUGAGAAAGUGAGGUGGGAACUAGAAAAAACCUCACUCCAACAGAAUAUAGAAGAGAAUAAAGAAAGAAUGUUGAAGUUGGAGAGCUACUGGAUUGAGGCUCAAACAUUAUGCCACACGGUGAACGAACACCUCAAAGAGACUCAAAGCCAGUAUCAGGCCUUGGAAAAGAAAUACAACAAGGCAAAGAAAUUGAUCAAGGAUUUUCAACAAAAAGAACUUGAUUUCAUCAAAAGACAGGAAGCAGAAAGAAAGAAAAUAGAAGAUUUGGAAAAAGCUCAUCUUGUGGAAGUUCAAGGCCUACAAGUGCGGAUUAGAGAUUUGGAAGCUGAGGUGUUCAGGCUACUGAAGCAAAAUGGGACUCAAGUUAACAAUAACAACAACAUCUUUGAAAGAAGAACCUCUCUUGGUGAGGUCUCUAAGGGAGACGCCAUGGAGAACUUGGAGGUCAAGCAGACAUCUUGUCAAGAUGGCCUAAGUCAAGACUUGAAUGAAGCAGUCCCAGAGACAGAGCGCCUGGAUUCGAAAGCACUGAAAACCCGAGCCCAGCUCUCUGUGAAGAACAGACGCCAGAGGCCCUCCAGGACAAGACUCUAUGAUAGUGUCAGUUCAACAGAUGGGGAGGACAGUCUAGAACGAAAGCCUGCAAACAGUUUCCAUAACCACAUGCAUAUUACCAAAUCACUUCUGCCCAAGGGUUUAAGAACUUCUUCUCCAGAAUCAGAUUCUGGUGCUCCAUCCCUCACUUCAGUGGCUGGCAGUGUGCCCUUCUCAUCUGACCACACGGCUGAAUUUCAAGAAGGACCACUGCGCCCAGAAGGGGAGCCUUCCUCCUCAGUUUGGGGAGAUGCUUCACUCUCCUCUCCUUCAAAAUCUGAUCAUGAUGUGAAAGAAUCUCUUUGCCACCGUCAAGCCACCACCAAGAACGUGUUACAAGAAAAAGAUGGUGCCAAAGGUCCCAGAUCACUAAGGGCAUCCAGUUCACUGGUGGUGCAAGGAGGAAAAAUUAAGCAGAAGUUUGUGGAUCUGGGGGCGCCUUUGCGAAGGAAUUCCAACAAGGGAAAGAAAUGGAAAGAAAAAGAAAAAGAAGCCAAUAGGUUUUCUCCAGGUAGCAGGUACGGGAUCUUCAGAAGCAGGCUGGAACACUGGAAAACAAAGCCGUCCUCUGCAGCUCAGGCCUCCACUCGCUCACCUUGCAUGCCUUUCCUGUGGUUUAAUGAAAGCCGGAAAGGAUCCUAUUCCUUCAGGAACCUGCCUUCAUCUACAAGUCCCCUUCAGCCUUCUCCUGAGACUCUAAUUUCAGAUAAAAAGGGGUCCAAGAAUUUUGCCUUCAAUGACGACUUCAGUCCCAGCAGUACCAGUUCGGCAGACCUGAGUGGCCUAGGAGCAGAACCCAAAACACCAGGGCUCUCACAGUCCUUAGCACUGUCAUCAGAUGAGAGCCUGGAUAUGAUAGAUGACGAGAUCCUUGAUGAUGGACAGUCUCCCAAACACAGUCAGUGUCAGAAUCGGGCCGUUCAUGAAUGGAGUGUGCAGCAGGUUUCUCACUGGCUAAUGAGCCUAAAUCUGGAGCAGUAUGUAUCUGAAUUCAGUGCCCAAAACAUCACUGGAGAGCAACUCCUGCAGUUGGAUGGAAAUAAACUUAAGGCUCUUGGAAUGACAUCAUCCCAGGACCGAGCAGUGGUCAAAAAAAAACUCAAGGAAAUGAAGGUGUCUCUAGAGAAGGCUCGGAAGGCUCAAGAGAAAAUGGAAAAACAAAGAGAAAAGCUGAGGAGGAAGGAACAAGAGCAAAUGCAGAGGAAAUCUAAAAAGACAGAAAAGAUGACAGCUGCCACAGAGGGUGCUGGUGAGCAGUAACACACACCCUCUCACAGAGAAGAGAAGUCUUCACCCUUCCUGCCCUGCUUUCCUCUGGAGGAUGAAAAAGAAAACCGAUGACAGGGGUAAUGUGCUAUAGGCAGAUUGGGGAACCAUGUGUUGAAUAACUGCAUUUUCUGCAAUAGAAUACACUCUUAAUUUUAACCCACUGAAAUAAUCCCCAGCCACCUUUGGUUUAUUAACAAACCCAGGAUCUCAUUUUUGAGAGAGGCACAGUAGCUGUGUUUCUCUCUUCUCUUACUUACCAACAUCCUGUGUUGUGUUGGGUGGGUUGUGUCAGUUGGAGAACCAGUGUGACUCUGCCCAACAUGACACACCCCGGUGUUGUUAAUGGAGCGCCAUGAAUUUUCCUUACGGGAUCCUAAACCUGGGCAAUUGCACGUAUCUGCAUGGCCGAGAGCACCACUCUGCCAUGAGAUCUGGGCUGCAGAAUCUACUCCAAUGUGUGGGAAAGUUUCCCUCUCAUUUCUGUGUCUGGACAGUGAGACGGCUGCACUGGGGGAAUGUGGGAGCUCUGCCAUAUAAUGACCUACUAUGGCAAAAGGCAAGCAAACUGUUCUGUUUGCUGGGUGUCAGAAAAAGAGAAAAGAAUUAUAGUUAUUUGUUAGCACCAGAAGGAAGCAAAAGUCUUAAGAAUGUGGAUGUGGGUAUUACCUUGGGGUUCUAAGGGUAACAUUUAUCCUCCAGAUUUAGCCAAACAAAGAAAAGAUCAGACGUUAAUGCAGCCGUGGGAGAUUGGGAUCUGGUGUUUACUUGGCUACUACUGCAUGUUCAGUAUUUCAGCAAUACUGACACACACAACAUAAUUCCUUUUUUCCUGAACAAAUUGAGCAGGAAAUUGAUUUUUAAGGAAACCAGCAUUUUCAGGUUUCCUCUCCUGGGGAACAUUCUGCCUGGUCUUCAGUCUGCCUAUGACACAGUCAGGAACUCGUCACAUAUUUUGUACUCAAGAGUUCCCAAGUGGGCCCAGUUAGUGUUUUAACAAAUGUACUUUUAAGAAAAAUAGAAAUACCAGUUAGAGAAAAUUUAGAUUUGAGUAACAUUCAACCAGAGAAGCAAUUUUAUUGAGCACACAGAAUGUUCCCAUAAAGGAGAGCUGUCAGUUACAUUUUAGAGAUGUUUUGAAUGGUUUUUCUGAGCCAUUCUCUUCUACUCUUUAAAGAUUUCCACUUUACAGUUCAAGUUUAUGUAAGAUAGUACACAAGAUACAACCUAGCAGUGGAGGCAGUUAUACUUAUUUUAAAGCCAGUAUUAAGGAUUUCAGUAUUGUAUCAAACUAAUUCAAGUGCAGGAGAGUAGGGCAGGAGGAGGAAAUAAAUUCAUCUUGAGAAAUUUCAAAUGAUGGGUUGUUUUUUAUUAUUGUUGUUUUGCUUUUUAUUUAUGCUCAUGUAUCUGGUUCUCUUUACUUCAUUGGCUCUAGAAAUGAGGUCAUUCACUUUCCAAGGGAUGAGUUUCAAGAUAAGAGUUGAGGCCAAAUGAAUUCUUGGACAAGUGUUUUACUUCCUUUACUACGUGGGGGGUCUCUGUCCGUAUCUUCCACUGGAAACAUUAUAUAUGCAGAGCCUGGGGGAAGGCUUUUGAAGGUUACAGAUAACGGAUAAUGUAAAGGGGCUCCUGCC
Ceratotherium simum simum (southern white rhinoceros) is the source of this 6082-nucleotide messenger RNA. NCBI's taxonomy places the organism in Eukaryota, Metazoa, Chordata, Mammalia, Perissodactyla, Rhinocerotidae. The record is from RefSeq and is a predicted model, not a curated record.